Messenger RNA from Amyelois transitella, 1310 nucleotides. RefSeq lists its product as uncharacterized. The transcript has a single exon. The coding region runs from base 137 to 1081 and encodes 314 amino acids. Lineage: Eukaryota; Metazoa; Arthropoda; Insecta; Lepidoptera; Pyralidae. The record is from RefSeq and is a predicted model, not a curated record.
GUUGAGUGCAGCAGUGUGCAAUAGUGGCUUUAUUGUUGUCAUUAUAUGUCUAAGUCAACGUCGAGUGAUCGGUGUAAUCUGUGGGUGUUAUAAUUCAGUGACCAUUUUUUAAUAAAUCUGUCUGGGUCUGCUCGUAAUGGCAUUGCAGCAUACACCACCUGGAAGAUUUGCUUCGGAUACGGAUAUACCUGCGUCGCUUCAUGAGAAGGAUGUUUUUCCCAACUUCCGUAAGCGUAGGCAGCCUCAUCACGACAUAAUAGAUUUUGAAGAUAAAUUUAAUAGUCAAUUAUCCAUGUGGGAUCGAAAGAUAACAGACUGUGUGAGUAAGGCUGUUUGUUCGUCGGUUUCUUGCGAGAUGGCGUCAAUCUCAUCUAAACUCAUUGAGAUAAAUUCCAACAUCGUCGAACUUAAAACAGACAACAUUAAUAUUCGUAAAUCGGUGGAUGAAACCAAUCAGCGAUUGAGUGAAAUGGAGAAGGCUCUUAACUUCUCUAUUGAGCGCCAGGAAUCAUUUGAUGGGAGAUUAAAGAAAGUUGAAGAAAAUAUGACACAAGCCAGCGAUAUUAAUGCCCAGGUUCAGGCGCUUGAGCUCAAAUUGGCAUUAAUGGAACAGCAGGCCAGGCAAUGCAACAUAGAAAUCUCGAAUCUACCUGAGAGACGUAAUGAAAAUCUUAUUGGUGUACUAAACAGUUUGGGUAAUUACAUCAAGCAGCCAAUUAAUCCUGUAGACAUUGUGUCAGUACACCGAGUGCCCCAUGCGGAUCCCAGCAGUCGACGACCAAAAAAUGUAGUGGUUAAAUUAUCCAAUAGAAUUUUGAGAGAUAAUAUAAUAUCAGCUUGUCGGGCAGUGAAAGGAUUGGAUACACUUAAGCUUGCUUUACCGGGGGCAUCCACCUCAAUUUAUAUAAACGAACAUCUUACCCUACGCGGUAAAUUAUUAUUUCGUCAGUGCAGAGAAGUGGCAAAAAAGCUGGAUUACCGCUAUGUUUGGGUCAAGCAUGGGACCAUACUGGUUAGGAAGAUGGAUACAUCUCCGGUUCUUGCCAUCCGAUCUACCCAGGAUAUCGCCAAAAUCAAAUGAUGCUCAUACGGAUUUCCAGUUGCGUACCGUUCGAGGUUAUGUAUAUUAUGUCAGUGUGCGUGUUUGCCUGUAUCGGAUGACCCUUGAUAUCAAUAGAUUACAUUCAUUACAAACACUGAGUAAUAUUAAUAAUAAACUGUACAACUUCUGUUAUUAUUAUUUUUUGAAAAAUAAUACCGAGAAUUGUAACAACAUUAAUUGUGUUACACUAGUUAAUUAUAAAAAAUGU